Molecule: messenger RNA, 315 nt
Organism: Oppiella nova
Lineage: Eukaryota; Metazoa; Arthropoda; Arachnida; Sarcoptiformes; Oppiidae
Source: the annotation of a GenBank genome assembly
GUGUUGACACGACUUCCCUAUUUGGAUGCCGUCCUAUCCGAGACACUUAGGCUUCACACGCCGGCCCCCAAACUGACCCGAAUAGCCGCUCGAGAAUACAAAUUAGGCGACACCGGGAUUACGAUACCAAAGGGCAUGACAGUGGAAGUGCCCGUAUAUGCCAUACACCGGUCGCCUAAGUACUACCACAAUCCCGAUCAAUUUGAGCCGGAUAGAUUUUUUCAAGAACACAAGCACAACUUAAUUCCCUAUACAUACCUACCUUUUGGCGGAGGCCCACGAUUUUGCGUCGGAAAGCGCUUUGUAUUAUUAGCG